This is a messenger RNA of Vitis riparia (riverbank grape), 933 nucleotides long. RefSeq lists its product as uncharacterized. Bases 1 to 933 code for a protein of 310 amino acids. Gene Ontology annotation, molecular function: nucleic acid binding. The transcript has 4 exons. Lineage: Eukaryota; Viridiplantae; Streptophyta; Magnoliopsida; Vitales; Vitaceae. The record is from RefSeq and is a predicted model, not a curated record.
AUGGUCAAUGAGAGAGACAUAGAGACAGAUCCAAAUAAGAUUAGAGUCAUCCUUAACAUGUAUGCGUCGAGGACUGAGAGAAAGAUCAGAGGUUUCUUGGGUAGACUUCAGUUCAUCAGUAGAUUUAUCGCCAGAUUGACAGAUAUUUGCGAGCCCAUUUUUCGACUUUUAAGGAAAAGUCAGCCUACUGUUUGGGAUGAUCAGUGUCAGUGUGCAUUCGAGAGGAGCAGAGAGUAUUUGUUGUCACAUUUAGUUCUAGUGCCUCCUACACUAGGUCGUCCCUUACUCCUACACUUGUCAGUCUCAGACAUAGCCUUGGGAUGCAUGUUAGCUCAGCUCGAUGAUUCUGGAAAGGAGCCUGCUUUGAUUGAUCGACUCAUGAGAUGGUUGGUACUCCUAACUGAGUUCGUUAUUCAUUAUGUCACUCAGAAGUCUAUCAGAAGGAGCAUUGUUGCAGAUCACUUAGCCUCAUUACCAGUUUCUGAUGGUAGAGCUAUUGAUGAUGACUUUCCAGAUGAGGAUUUCGCUAUAGUGACUAGUUUGUCUGGUUGGCGCAUGUACUUUGAUGGUAUGGUCAACCAUUCUGGAUAUGGGAUAGGUGUUCUAUUGAUAUCCUCUCAUGGUGACCAUAUUCCUAGAUCUAGACGGAUUGUUGCCAGUUUGUUUAGAGAUGUCCAGAGUGCCAUAUUCAUGGGAACCUUAUUCAAGCCACAGACUAACGGAGCGGUAGAGGCUGCGAAUAAGAAUAUUAAGAAGAUCUCGCGAAGGAUGAUUGAGGCUUCUCGGGAUUGGCCAGAGAAGCUUCUAUUUGCAUUGUGGGCUUAUCGGACUUCUUUUCGCACCUCUACAAGACUUUACUCCUUAGUGUAUGGUAUGGAGGCAGUGCUACUAGUUGAGAUAGAGAUGGGUUCAUUGAGGGUAGCAUUGGAGUAA